AUGAAAACCUUUGCCGACAAACUCACCUGCACUGGUCAUUGCCGUCUGCCUGGAUGCGGACCCCGAGACGUAACACACCAAUGGCUUGACAUUGUCAGGGAUAGCGACACUGUGGUUCUGCCUGAAUGGAAGGAGCUUGUGUUCGAUAUUGAUUUGACCGAUUAUGACGAGGUUCGCUACUGUUGUGGUGAGCAGAGUGAAAAUGCAAAAUCCGCUGUGUGCAGUCGUUGCUGGUUAUUAGCACAGUCUGCUGUAUUAUGUGUAGAUCGUGCUCUCAGAGAAGACUUUGGCUUCGAACACUUACUCUGGGUUUAUUCCGGCCGUCGAGGGGUACAUUGCUGGGUGUGUGAUCCUGCUGCGCGGAAGUUGGAUACGGUGGCGCGAACUGCCAUCGUCGAGUACUUGACUUUGGUUCGUGGCGGCAAUUCCCGUAAGCCUAUCCUAACUGCAGGUGGCCUAACCAAGUACGAGUCAAGAGGAAUUGGCGCACCAGAACCCGUACUGCACCCAUGUGUAGACGCCGCCUGUGACAUUCUGUUGCCUCGAUUCGCGGAAUACUGUAGUACAAAGCGGGGGCAAGACUUGUUUGGUGUGCCUGCACGGCUCAAAAAGCUUUUGUCUUACCUUCCAGAAGACCUGGAAGAAUUACGAAGCCACAUGGCUGAAGAUUGGCUUGAGCAUCCAUCAAACGGCAUGGAGGAGGUUUCACUGAAACGUUGGAACACACUACGAACUUUUUUGAAAGAGCACAAACGAAACAAUGUCUUGAAGGAAUUAGUUUUGAACUACACUUACCCACGCCUGGAUGCGAACGUAUCCACCUCCCUCAAUCACUUGUUAAAAAGUCCUUUCUGCAUCCACCCGAAAACGAGUUAUGUGUGCGUCCCAUUCGACCCGCAACAAGUCACUUCGCUUAAUCCAGUCGAUGUUCCUACGCUAAGCCAGCUGGUUGAACAGGCUCGUGCUGGGGAUGUGGAAUCUUCUGUGGCAGAUAGUUCGUCUGGUCGUCAUCUUCUAUCUUAUAAGAGAACUGCACUGAAGGCGUCCAUAGAUUAUUUUGAAGCUUUCAUCCAACGUCUUUGUCCGGCUGACGUUGAAGCGACGACAAUGACUCCCGGUUCUACCGUGGAUGGAAGUCACAAGAUGCCUUCGGUCCCUGUAUUUUGAACGGUUCAGCUGAGUUAACAUAAGCUGUAUAUUUGAUAGAAUGCACUAUCGAACCCUCAUUCCUAAUUUUCAGAGGUUGCUUUUUUUAUCUCAUUGUAUUGAAGUUUAUAUCUCUUCACCGGCAUUUCACUCCAUUAAAUUUGGAUACCGUC
Molecule: messenger RNA, 1319 nt
Organism: Opisthorchis viverrini
Lineage: Eukaryota; Metazoa; Platyhelminthes; Trematoda; Opisthorchiida; Opisthorchiidae
Exons: 5
Coding region: 1-1167 (388 amino acids)
Biological process (GO): DNA replication, synthesis of primer
Cellular component (GO): alpha DNA polymerase:primase complex
Source: RefSeq, a predicted model, not a curated record